AUGCUCUCGUCUUUCACCCUUCUGUUGCUCAAUGCCUUGAUUGCACUUGUAUCGGCAGGCUCCGACUACAGUGAGCGUCUCCUCCUUCGGCCCCUGCCGCAGAACACCCUUCUGGCCUCUUUCAACUUCCGCAGCAACGAAAGCGUGGCUGCCUUUGAAGCACAAAACUUCCGUUAUUUCCCGCGCUCCUUUGGCCAGAUCCUGCAACAUGCGCAUGCCAAGGAAUUGCACCUGAGAUUCAGCGUUGGAAGAUGGGAUGCCGACAAUUGGGGACAGCGGCCAUGGAACGGGGCGCGAGAAGGAGGCACCGGCGUCGAGCUGUGGGCGUGGGUCGAGGCUGCGACUGAGGAGGAAGCAUUUGCCAGAUGGCUGAAACUCACCAAUGCCUUGUCUGGCCUCUUCUGCGCCUCGAUAAACUUCAUCGAUGCUACCAAGACCAUACGCCCCGUCAUGUCCUUUGACCCGGAAGGUCAGCAUGGCAAUUCAUCCAACCUCCACCUGCUUCACGGCACCCUACCUCACGAAGUCGUCUGCACUGAGAACUUGACUCCCUUCUUGAAACUGCUACCCUGCAAGGGGAAGGCUGGUGUUUCCAGUCUUCUUGAUGGACAUAAGCUGUUUGAUGCUGCAUUCCAGACCAUGGCUGUAGAUGUUCGCCCUACAUGUAGCGAGGGUAGCUCCACUUGCUCUAUAGAGAUGGAGCAGAGUGUGGACAUGGUUCUGGACAUCGCCAGAGCGAAGCGCCCGAGAGACAAUCCGAUCCCGCGGCCUCUUCCCAUUGAACAAAUGGAAUGCGACACAUCCAAGCCCUACAAUGCGCAUGAUACUUGCUAUCCCCUUAACAAGGGCACUGAGCUUCCUUGGACCCUCGAGGAAGUUUUCGGAAGGCCGCUCCGGGGCGCCUGCCCGCUGAUAGAUGAGAACAUAGACGAUGCCCACAAUGUUUGUAUCAAUAUGCCGCCGGAACGCAUCAUGGAAGUAAAGACUGAAGGCCAGUUCACAGAGAGAAAGCUGGCAUCAGACACUCUCCGGUGCUUCGGGCUUCCUACAGGCCAGAGUUUUGACCUUGCUCUCCCUGAACAGAAGAUGAAGACAGGUUUGGUUCGCCCAGAUCCUCUUGUUUUUGCUGCAAGAUCUAUCAACGGCCAUGGCCAGGAGCGAGGUAGUAUCCAGGCAGUCAUCCGCAACCCAUCCAAACAACAAGCAGUCGAGGUCGUGUACCUCGAGUCUCUGCCCUGGUUCAUGAAGCCGUAUCUGCACACACUACGCGCUCACAUCGACACCACAGAUCAAACUCCCAUCAAAGAGACAUACUACCGACCAGCAGUUGACCGUAAACGAGGCACUCACCUCGAGCUACGCAUGGUUAUCCCACCUGACUCCACGCUCACUUUGACCUACGACUUUGAAAAGGCUAUUCUGCGGUACACAGAGUAUCCGCCAGAUGCGAACCGAGGCUUUGAUGUCGCUCCUGCUGUCAUUCGCGUGUUAUCUCCAUCUUCCGGUGAUAACAAGGGCAUCUACGUCCGCACAACCUCGUUGCUUCUUCCCCUGCCAACCCCCGAUUUCAGUAUGCCGUACAACGUCAUCAUCCUCACCAGUACAGUCAUGGCAUUGGGCUUUGGAAACAUUUUCAAUCUGCUCGUCAGGCGCUUUGUGGGCGUUGAUGAGGUGCCAGCCACGGGUGUGGGUGGCCUAAAAGGCAUCAUUCAGGGCAAGAUACUCAGACUAAAGGGUCUACUAGGUGUGAAAUAA
Molecule: messenger RNA, 1755 nt
Organism: Bipolaris oryzae ATCC 44560
Lineage: Eukaryota; Fungi; Ascomycota; Dothideomycetes; Pleosporales; Pleosporaceae
Exons: 2
Coding region: 1-1755 (584 amino acids)
Biological process (GO): attachment of GPI anchor to protein
Cellular component (GO): GPI-anchor transamidase complex
Source: RefSeq, a predicted model, not a curated record